Molecule: messenger RNA, 1113 nt
Organism: Laetiporus sulphureus 93-53
Lineage: Eukaryota; Fungi; Basidiomycota; Agaricomycetes; Polyporales; Laetiporaceae
Product: WD40 repeat-like protein
Exons: 7
Coding region: 1-1113 (370 amino acids)
Molecular function (GO): protein binding
Source: RefSeq, a predicted model, not a curated record
AUGCGUUUGCGAUACGUCCCUAAACAUACCCUUAGCCAUGAGCAUGUCGACGCGGUCACGGCAGUAGCAUUCAGUGCUGAUGGGUGCCUUCUCGCAAGUGGGGGGCAAGAUGGAAAGCUGACCAUCUGGUCGUUGAACACUGGUCAAGCGCUAUACCGUGUGGUCGCAAAAUCUGGGGUGUCAUGCCUGCUUUGGCCAAAAUGCUCAAACUCGAUCCUGGCUGGUACGGCGGAUGGGACACUCGUAAUGUUCACCCUCGAUGAGUGCGAUCGUCGAACUGAUCCGUUGCUGCUCAAUGAGAAGUUGGUGACCGCUUCCGGCUUUGUUGCACAUGGAGAACCCAUCGAGUCAUUAUCUCUCAACUGCCAUGCGACGAUUGGGAUACGACCCAGUGACUCCGGUGACAGCCCUGUCAGUCCAUGGGCCCAGCAAAGUUCCACAGCAUCCCUGGAUGUCUCCGAGUCAUGCACUGAGCAUUUGUUGGCAACCGCAGCAGGUGCUACAGUGAACAUCUGGGACUGGGAUCAAGGAACUGAUAAGAAUUGCUCCCCUGCAGCUAAAUUUUGGCAGCAAUUUCAUACAUUGGGACAACCUCAGCCCACACCAUUCAAUCUGAGCCAGCCUGUCGAGGUUGUAAAGGUUCAAUGGUUAGCCCCUCCACAGGAGAAUUGCAUUGUAGUCUCAUAUCUGAAUCAUGGCAUUAUUUGCUGGAAACUUAGUGAAAACCAUUUUGAUGUGAAAUGGACCAUCUAUAUGCCUGUAUGUGGGUCAUUUGACAUUGCCCCAGACAACACAUGUCUGGCAGUCUGCAACAUUUUCAAAGGAUUUGACAUCUAUGAAAUUCCAUCUGGGCUGCAUCGAUUGACUUUGCCAAUAUCUGAGGAAGAUAUUCAUAGAAUGCUGCCUGUUAUCUUUCAUCGUGGUCAGUUAUUGCUGAUUGGUAGUGAGGUUGGAAAAGUAUCUUUACAUAAUUCUGAGGAUGAGAAGGUUCUUGUUCAAGCUCUUGCAGCAUUUUACUCUAGUACAGAUGAUACAUAUGUCAUUGCAGCAGGCACAGGUGUACAGAAUUCAGACAACUACAUUCAGAUUUGGGAAACAUUGUCAGUGGAGUAG